Molecule: messenger RNA, 4280 nt
Organism: Trichoplusia ni (cabbage looper)
Lineage: Eukaryota; Metazoa; Arthropoda; Insecta; Lepidoptera; Noctuidae
Product: ATP-binding cassette sub-family G member 1-like
Exons: 10
Coding region: 313-2202 (629 amino acids)
Cellular component (GO): plasma membrane
Molecular function (GO): ATP hydrolysis activity; ATP binding; ABC-type transporter activity
Source: RefSeq, a predicted model, not a curated record
GUCAGUAUCGUCAGUCACAGUACAACGCUGCGCGCCAACUAGCGCCCGGUGCGCGCGAUACUGGCCAAACAAAGCCGAACGCGAAAGUCAAUGAAAAUUCAAAAAAUAAAAAUCGAUCUAAUACGAAUGUCAUUGUUCUGAGCGUUAAAAAAAAUAUAUUUCAUUCAUCGUUCCAAAUACGAAAAAAAUCGUAGUGGUAUUUUGUGUAACAUUAUUGUUCGCAGUUUGUGUUUGAAUAUUUUGUUUUUGUUAAUGCAACACUGGUUGGUGAUUGUUUUUAAUUAGAAAAAAGAUAAAGAAAGCUAAACCAAAAUGGAUUUGGAGUUUCGGAAUCUAACCUACGUAGUGCAGAGCCUCGGCAUACCAAAAGGGCCAAGAAAGUUGGUUGUCAAAGGCGUAGACGGCAGGUUCACGUCCGGACAGCUGGUAGCCAUCAUGGGACCUUCUGGCGCCGGCAAGAGUUCGCUACUCAACGCAUUGUCUGGAUACAGGUCCGCGGGCGUAACAGGUGAACUCCUGGUAAAUGGGCAGCCGAGAGACGAGCAUCAUUUCCAGAGGUCUUCCUGCUACAUAACGCAGGAGGAUUUGCUCCAGCCACUGCUUACAGUACGAGAGGCCAUGGACGUGGCCGCCAAGCUGAAAGUACCUAAAGGAUUGAAGGCACCUUCAGAGGAAAUCCUGCAAGAAAUGGGCCUUCUAGAACAUCAGCAUACAAGGACGGAUAUGUUGUCUGGUGGACAGAAAAAGAGGUUAUCAAUAGCCCUCGAAUUGGUGAACAACCCUCCAAUCUUCUUCCUGGAUGAACCCACAAGUGGGCUGGACACGGUGACAACGACACAGUGUGUGAAGGUGCUUAAACAGUUGGCCAGACAAGGCAGAACUGUGAUCUGCACCAUACAUCAACCAGCGGCGUCUCUGUUGGAGCUGUUCGAUCAGGUCUAUGUGUUGGCGGACGGGCUCUGUAUAUACCAGGGUGAUACUGGCGCCAUGGUGCCGUUCUUAAGAAGUGUUGGUCUACCCUGUCCUGUGCACCACAAUCCAGCUGAUUUUAUUAUAGAACUCACCGAAAACCCAGAAGUCAUAACACUUCUAUCAAAAGAAAUGAUGAACGGGAAACUUUACAAAUCCUCAAAAUUAGACGAGGCACCGCCACAGGCCGCUCCCAAUCAGAUGCAGCUAAAGAUCAGCUACCAAACCGACGACUCCCAAGAGACCGAGAUAAUACUGUCAAAUGAAAAAUGUACCUACAAAGUAACGAACUAUGAAGGUUCGAGUGCCUCCGUAAGUUCGCUAUCCAGUCAGCUGUCGAAUGGAAACUCAUCGAUGGCGUGGAUGAAGAUGCAGAAAUCGGACUCGACGGGAUACGCCACGACGUAUUGUGAGCAGUUCACUAUAUUACUGAAAAGGAUGAUGACGCAAAUAUUCAGGAAUAGACAAGGUCUUAGCAUCCAGUUCAUACAUCACGUGAUGUGCGGUGUGCUGGUCGGCAUUUGUUUCUUCAACAUGGCCAACGACGGUACUCAGAUGUUCAACCAUCUCAAGCUGUGUGUUGGAUUGGUUAUAUUCUUCGCGUACACCCAAAUUAUGGUUCCUGUGCUAGUGUAUCCCCAAGAAGUGAAACUAGUUAAGAAGGAGCACUUCAACUGCUGGUACAGCCUGACACCAUACUACGCAGCUCUGACCGUCUCCAAGCUGCCCGUUCAAGUGACCUUCAACAUCAUAUUCUCCACGAUUGUCUACUUCAUGGCCGGGAUCCCCUUCUCAGUUCCUCGCUUCGUAGCGUUCUGUCUUAUUGGGAAUGUGGUGUCGUUAGCAGCUGAGGGUAUGGGACUGGCCAUCGGAUCGGUGUUUAAUGUUCAGAACGGCUGUGCUAUUGGACCAUCAGCGAUUGCUCCGUUCCUCGGUCUGGCGAUCUACGGAUUCGACUUCGCUCACGAGAUCCCACUACUCAUGAACAUUCUUAUGAAGACCUCCUUCAUCAGAUGUGGUAUUGUCGCCAUGGUCCUUACGAUCUUCGGCUUUGACCGGCAACCACUAGCUUGUAACGACAUGUACUGUCAUUUUGCGAAGCCAGACGUUCUUUUAAAAUAUCUGGACAUCGAGAAUAGUUCUGUGUGGUUCGAAAUCGCCACGAUGUUAGGAAUCAUGUUCGUUUUUAGAUCCAUGUGUUUCAUUGGUCUAAGAUGGAGGUUCGCUACGUGAACAACCAUAGACAAAGAUAGAUUUAUUGUUUUGAUAAAUUGUGAUAUGAGCAUUACACACAGUUGUUAGUACAAAAUUAUUUCGUUUUCACUUCAUAUAAGAUUAAAAUAUUAAGUUAUUUAAAAGCAGAUAAGUUUAUAAAUGGUAAGAUACUGUAUCAAGACAUUAAGGUGAUUUUAGACCUAACAGCAUCUUUAUGGUUAUUAUUCAACUGUAGGAAUCGUAACGGUUUUUUCUCGAAUUCAUUAAUAAAUCAUAAUGCUUGGAGGUAAAUGAGAAAAGAGUCGGGAUACAUUUUUAGCUAUUAAACAACGCUUGCAGGCCACCAAUAACGAACAUUCCAAAUUGAAAAGUUAAAUUUUAGAACACUUUUCAGAGCGAUCAAUUGUCUCAUAACUGCUCAUUAAUUUUGUUUUCCUACUGAGGUAGACGCCUUAACCCAUGUGACUAUUUUUUAAGAAAUGGUGGGCCGCUGGCAUUUCACAUCUAUUUAAAAAACGUUGGCCUUACUUAAAUUUACACAUAGUAUGUUUGUAUUUUUAAUUAAUCUGUCUCAAAGAAUUUUGAAUGCAUUAUAACUAUGUAUCCAGCCAAAGAUACUAUGUACAGAUUAUUUGUGACUGAUAUUUCUUUAGAUAUAACUAGAUUAUUACCAGGCAGUGUACUCAUCUCUCUUGCCCUAUAAUAAAUUUAAGUAGAUGUAUUUAAUUCCUUUAAAAUACAGGUUUAUUUUAAUUACAAUAAGGUAUGUUUAAAUAUAUUCAUAGGUUUAAGUGCGCAUUUUGUCAAAAAGCAGCCCUUGUCGAACUAUUCUACUUUAUUAAGAUCUGUACAUUACUAAUCUCAAAUUGAUCCUUAAUUUCACGAUGAAAAUUCAACUGUAGCAUGUGACUUACAACUGAAACCAGACAUCUUAUUGCCAGGGACUACUUGUAGCCGUUUUUUGCUGGCCAUCAUCCAUCAUCAUCAUGUACGGGACCCUUGAUAGCGGUUUUUUCUCUUUUGCUAUUUUAGGUUGUGAAAGUAUCUACAUCUUCAGAGCUACCCAUUUUUUCAUUGGUAUAAUAUGAACUCAAUUUGUAGAUAAUCAAACCUAUGAAUAUUGUAAAUAUUAGUAGUUAUUAUAAUUUUAAGGGACCAUUUACUAGUGUGAUAUUUAUACCUGUGCAGCCCAGUACUUUAAUUAAUAUACCUUAUGUAAGAUAGCUUGGUGUUGGCAUAUGAAAUUAAUUUAUUAUAAAUCCUACUAAAAUAAAAAUAAUGGUAACACUGUAAGCAAAUAAUUGACUAGGUACACUCGUCAUUUUCGAUUUGUUUUACAGGGUUUACCAAUUUCACUAAAUUAGAAACUAAUAAAUUAUGUAUGUUAUUGAAACUUUGGAAGUUGUAAUUACAUUUGGAAAAUGAAUUAAAUCCACUUUUUAGAAAUAAUACGAGGUAAAGGUAACAUAAGUAACGUAAAAUGAAAAUGGCUGUCACACAGCUUACGUAAAAGAAUAAUAAUUAAGAUAUUUUAAUGUCUUGUUAUAUGAUAUACUUAGCUCAUGUAUUUUUAAAACCUUCUUGUAUAUCUUUAUUAUUUGACUACACAUUUAACUGUUUAAUAACACAGUGUAGCCGAUGUAAGCUGGAAAAGAUCGGAAAAGAGAUAAAAUAUUGUUAGCGAGAUAAGUGUACAUGCACGUUGUAUCAGACAGAAACGGCACUAUUUUGACGUGACUAGUAACGUUGGCUUCGCUGGACCGUGGUAUAUACCAAUACUUAAUAUAAAAUUGUAUGCAUCCAAGACGAAAAUUCUAAGAAUCUAACGAGUGAUAAGCUUAUAGCCGACUUGACUUUAAAAUUGGUUUGAUAUUUUUGUUGUGUUCUAUUCAGUUCCAUUGAAAAUUAAUUUGACAACUCAGUAUGUACCAGAAACCAAAUGUAAAGAAAAUACCUGCGAAUUUAAGCCUUAUCAUUAGUUUCAUUCUUAAUUUCAGUCUUGAGUAGUAAGUAUUAUGAAUCCAUUUCAUAAUGCUUAACAAAUUUGGCCUGAGGGCCUGGUGAAUAAAUAUGAUAAGACUCAUUGGUCGAUGGAA